AUGGGGCCCGUGGUGCUGGCACUGUCCCUGUUGGCUGUGGCGCUGUUGUGCCCGGCCAGUGCCACGCUGCGUGUCGGUGCCUUCAACAUCCAGGCGUUUGGUGACUCCAAGAUGUCCAACGAGGAGGUGGCGGGUGUGAUCGUCAGCAUCCUGCGCCGCUAUGACGUGGUGCUGGUGCAGGAGGUGCGGGACUCCGACCUCAGCGCCGUCACGCGCCUCAUGGAGCAGCUCAACAGCGUCUCCACAUCCCCGUACGACUACGAGAUCAGUGGCCCCCUGGGCCGGGAGAACUACAAGGAGAUGUACCUCUUCAUCUACAGGACGGAUGUUGUGUCCGUGCUGGACACAUACCAAUACGAGGACCCCCAGGACGUCUUCAGCCGGGAGCCGUUCAUCCUGAGGGUCUCAGCGCCCCACACCAAAGUGCAGGAGUUUGUGCUGGUGCCCCUGCACUCGGCCCCGCACGACGCUGUCGCCGAGAUCGACGCGCUCUACGACGUCUACCUGGCCAUCGUCAGCAAGUGGGGCACUGACAACAUCAUGUUCCUGGGCGACUUCAACGCCGACUGCGCCUACGUGCAGCCCAGCGACUGGCCGUCCGUCCGCCUGCGCACCAGCGACAUCUUCAGGUGGCUGCUGCCCGACGGCAGCGACACCACGGUGGGGAGGUCGGACUGUGCCUACGACCGGAUCGUGGUGUGCGGCUCCAAGCUGAAGAGAAGCAUCGUGCCAAACUCAGCUGCCGUCUACAACUUCCAGCGAGCCCUGCGGCUGGGCCAGGAGGAGGCUCUGGCAGUCAGUGACCACUACCCGGUCGAGGUGAAGCUGACGGCUUGA
Messenger RNA from Colius striatus (speckled mousebird), 837 nucleotides. Its product is annotated as deoxyribonuclease 1 like 2. The record is from RefSeq and is a predicted model, not a curated record. The transcript is spliced from 8 exons. NCBI's taxonomy places the organism in Eukaryota, Metazoa, Chordata, Aves, Coliiformes, Coliidae. Gene Ontology annotation, biological process: DNA catabolic process. Gene Ontology annotation, molecular function: DNA nuclease activity. Gene Ontology annotation, cellular component: nucleus. Bases 1 to 837 code for a protein of 278 amino acids.